UGGGGAAGAUGUCAGGCUCAGCAUCCUCAGUAGCGUGAACUAGCUGACCACAUGUGUGCACUCCAGGCGUCAUUUCAAGCAACGGCAAAGCUCACAAUGAAACAGCCUCGUUGCAAAAUGCAGUGAACCGUGAUCGGUCCGGGAAUAGAGAUUCUGAGGCUAUGUGGAUAUGAAAAUAACAGACACGUGUCCCAAGACCUUGCGAGACAGAGAGAGAGGCUUGCGAGAGGCAGCGGGCGCAGGACAUGAACUCCGAAACGAGCAUAAGUGAGCGCUCGCGCCCGUGCGCAUACCGCUGAGGGCUUUCGUUGAGAGCGACGUCCGUGACAGUCCCAUCGCCGCCCUCCCACCAUGGUGAUGGCGGACGGCACGCCUCUGGUGGAGACCUGCGUCCUCCUACCAGCCGAGUUCGCCCUCAAGGUGGAGGCGGCGCCGAGGGUCACAUCCUUCCUGAGCUUGCUGCCCCACCUAGCCGCGAGGGGCCCCGUCCAGACCCACCUUCCUUCGCCGUUGCUGGACCGCCUGGCGCCCUCCUUCGGCCCCGUGUCGCCUGGCCUGAGCGCCUUGUCGCCCGGUCUCGGCCCCCUGGCAGGUCCGCUGGGCUCGCUGCCCACCCCCGCCGAGGACACCAUCCAGGUGUGCGCCACCCGGCGGCUGCCGGCGCAGACGCGCUACCUGCCCUUCAGCGGCACUGUCAGAGCCGACAAACUGCCGCUGCUGUCCUGCCUGGCGCCCAUGGACCCCCGCCAGCGGUACGGCAGCUACGACGAGGUGUGCGAGCGUUCGACGGGCCGCGUGCGGCUCUGCAACUGGGUGCGGUUCGUGAGCUACGCUCUCCACUUCACGCCGCAGGUCAACAUGGUCGCGUCUAGAGUCAGAGGAUCUGUGGUAUUCGAGGUCGUGCGGGAGGUCGUGCCGGGGGAGCGUCUGGUCGUCUUCUUCCUGCCGGAUAUGAGCGGCGAGGACACCCUUCUCCUGCCGGCGUUAACCUUCCUCCGCUCCUCGCUCUAUCGACGCACAAUCGACUCUAUCAUGGCGGAGGCUCCUCUCGAUCUCUCUCGCUCGCUGCUCACUUCUCCUCCCUCGCCGCCUCCGUCGAGCCGCACGCCGUUGGUGCCCCUGAAACGGAAGGCAGAAGACCAUCCCUCUCCACCCCGCUCCCCCUCCCCGGUCCCCCCGCCCUCCCCGCCCUUCGCGUGCCCUCUGCCAAACUUUCCUCCGACGUCCACGUCCUUCCUCCCGCUGCGGAGGCCCCUGGGAGGCCUGGGAGGGAGGGAGCUCGAGUCCUCCGCUUUACCUCAUUUCCCGCUCAACCUCAAGCCCCCGACCUCCUCCUCCUCAUCGGGGGAGCCGCCGACGUCCCCCCCAAGCACCCCCCUGGCCCUGUCGACGUCCCGUUCGUCCUCGGUGGACGGCCCACUGGAGGCGCCUGCGUCCAUGUCACCGCCCAAGCGCCGCGAGCGGACAAUGCUGCCGUGCUCGGAGUGCGGGAAGGCGUUUGACCGGCCGUCGCUGCUCAAGCGACACAUCCGGACACACACGGGCGAGAAGCCCCAUGUGUGCGACGUGUGCGGCAAGGGCUUCUCGACCAGCUCGUCCCUCAACACCCACCGCAGGAUCCACAGCGGCGAGAAGCCCCACCAGUGCGGCGUGUGCGGCAAGAGGUUCACGGCCUCGUCCAACCUCUACUACCACAAGAUGACCCACGUCAAGGAGAAGCCGCACAAGUGCUCGCUGUGCACGCGCUCCUUCCCGACGCCCGGCGACCUCCGCUCGCACAUGUUCGUGCACAACGGCCAGUGGCCCCACAAGUGCUCCGUCUGCGGCAAGGGAUUCAGCAAGCUCACCAACCUGCGCAACCACGCGCUUCUGCAUGCGGAAAUGAAGCGGACGGAGCGGCAGCUCUCGGCCCUCCCGGCGACCCUUGCGUCACCGCCCUCCACCAGUGGCUCGGACACUCCACUCACUCCACCGGCUGCUUACUCGCCCCCCAGUUACUCCACCUUCACUCAGUCCACCUUGCAGAACAGCGGCACGCCAUCAUCUUCAUCCACCUCGCAUACUCCACCCAGCUGCUCGGACGCGCCCUCGCCCCCCGCCCUCGCCCCCCACGGCGAGCCGGCUCCUCCGCCGUCCGCCGCCCACUUGGCGAGUCCUCCGCCCUCUCCCUCCAUCCCCGCCUCCUGCCCCCCGUCGGAUGGCGUCGUCGGCUCGCAUCCGCCCGCGCAGCCCGCCUCAUCCACCCCGCAGCCGCGCGAGGAGGAUGCGCUGCGGCUGCCGGAAGCUCCGUCUGCGAUCGAGCCUCUGAAGGCGACAUCCUCCAUCGCUUCUCCGCCUCCUUCUCCGUGCCCUCUUCAUUCUCCUCAACACCCAGCUUCAUCUCAUGGGAAAUUUAGUAUCAGUUAUCUUCGCACGUCCUCCAUAUCUUCCUCAUCCUCCUCUUCUUCCUUCCCUUCUCCGUCCACUUCUUCCUCGUUCACCGUGCAACAUCUUAUCAAAGCUUCAAACAGAUGUGAAGGAGAAUCAGGAAUAACCGUUGAAGAGGAUAAGGAAAGAAAAACAAUUGUUGAAGAAGAAAAGGGAAAACCAAAAGAUGUAGACAGACAAAAAACGGAAGAAGAGGAGGAUGAAGUGAUAUUCCUCAGUGACGAAAGCGAGACCCCAGAUCACGUCGAGACCAACAAGGCGGUGGUCGCCAGGUAACAGCCGGGUGGCUUAAGCGAACAAGGAAUUCAGUCUUCGUGUCUUAUCGUAGAGUUUAUAUUGAGCCUUCCAUACCCAAAUACAUAUGUAUAUCAUAUUUUGUGUCGAUUUGGUCUCAUUUAAAGCGAUUUGGUUUAUAUAAGAUAAUAUACCCCUUUGAGUUUCUCGAUUUUCUCUAACGAAAAAACAAAUAUGGUACAUGUGAAGUUCCUUCCAAUUUUAUUCUCUACAAACAUACAGUAGAACUUUUCAUUUCGCCAUGGGUAUGGGAGGACACAGUAGCUUUAUCACUCCCUUCCAAGCUUUAAAAUAGAUUAGUAAAUGACGUUUUUGACUAUAUUAUUAGAUAUAGGAUGCUGUUUAGAAUGGUAUAUGACUGUAAAUAUGGGUUACAAGCGUUUGCAAUUUGGGUUGUUAUUGUUUUUUUCUUGAUUUAUGUCCAUAGAAUCGACUUUUGAUAUAUCAGGGCAACAAUAAGCAAUAGGAGUUUGAUCUUUUUUCUUCACAAGUGCAAUGCAAAGCAAGUCUGGCUGGAAGUGCAAUAUGAUAGUAUUAGAAUGUAUUUAUUUUGAUAUGUUAAACCUAAUUAAAUCUUCAAAGAAAAGGA
Messenger RNA from Penaeus indicus, 3310 nucleotides. RefSeq names its product zinc finger protein 628-like. The record is from RefSeq and is a predicted model, not a curated record. Gene Ontology annotation, cellular component: nucleoplasm. The coding region runs from base 352 to 2703 and encodes 783 amino acids. Gene Ontology annotation, biological process: regulation of transcription by RNA polymerase II. The transcript has 5 exons. Gene Ontology annotation, molecular function: DNA-binding transcription repressor activity, RNA polymerase II-specific; RNA polymerase II cis-regulatory region sequence-specific DNA binding. NCBI's taxonomy places the organism in Eukaryota, Metazoa, Arthropoda, Malacostraca, Decapoda, Penaeidae.